Molecule: messenger RNA, 1983 nt
Organism: Elgaria multicarinata webbii
Lineage: Eukaryota; Metazoa; Chordata; Lepidosauria; Squamata; Anguidae
Gene: ECHDC1
Product: ethylmalonyl-CoA decarboxylase 1
Exons: 7
Coding region: 196-1098 (300 amino acids)
Biological process (GO): fatty acid beta-oxidation
Cellular component (GO): cytosol
Molecular function (GO): catalytic activity
Source: RefSeq, a predicted model, not a curated record
CAACCUAGAUGUACAUGGUUACUUGGAAGUCCCAUUGACACAGUGGAACUUUGUUGGAAAUGAUUUGCUGCAUGGAAGGUUGGAAGGGAAUGUACAGAUUGGGAUCAACCUUGAUUUGACUUCUGCCUUUAUUUAAAGCACAAGCAUAUAAACAAAAUCUGAGGCUGCAAAUCCUAUGCCCUCUUACCUGAAAAAAUGACCAUUUUAUUAUGGAAGAGUUUCCGUCGAAUUACUAAUGGCAGGUUGUUGCCACAAAGAACAAUGUCUCUUUAUAGCAGUAACCAUGGAUUUCAGGAGGAUGAAAUAAAGAAAAAACUUAAGCAGUUCAGUGGUGGAUCUGUCGAGCUUUCUAAAGAAGAUGAUGGCAUUGGGACGCUUACACUGAACAACCCAAAGUUAAUGAAUGCAUUUACAGGAACGAUGAUGAUAGAACUACUGGAGAGGGUUUCUGAAUUGGAAAACUGGAAGGAUGGGAAAGGGCUUAUCAUCCGUGGUGCAGGAAAUACUUUUUGCUCAGGAUCUGAUCUGAAUGCAGUCAGGGAAUUGUCCAGCCCGCAGGAUGGGAUGAACAUGUGUAUGUUCAUGCAAAAUACCUUAACCAGACUCAUGAGGUUGCCUCUAAUUACAGUUGCGUUAGUUCAAGGGAAGGCUCUGGGAGGAGGAGCAGAACUGACCACUGCAUGUGACUUCAGGUUAAUGAUCCCAGAGAGUGAAAUUAGAUUUGUCCACAAGCAGAUGGGCUUAGUACCAGGCUGGGGGGGAGCUGCCAGGCUCAUACAAAUACUUGGCAGCAGCCCUGCCCUCAAGUUGCUGAGUGGUGCUGUGAAACUGGACCCAGAGAGUGCCUUUCGUAUUGGCCUGGCAGAAGCCAUCUUGCCCUCGUCGGAUGAACGUGAAUCUCUAGAGGAAGCACACACGUGGCUCAAGCCAUACACAAAGGGGCCGGCUGAAGUAAUUCAGGCUGUGAAGAAAGUCGUUUCAGCAGGAAGAGAGCUACAGUUAGACGUUGCCUUGAGGACAGAAAAGGAAAUAUUUGGAACUGUUUGGGGUGGGCCUGCCAAUUUGCAGGCUUUGGCUCAGAGAACAAAACAUAAAUAACACAUCAAAGAAAUGUUUUUUUAUCUUUCUUUUGAAAAUGAAGUGGAAUUUGUGGGAAACUGUUUCAAAGUUUUAUCAAUUCAGCAGGCAUUAACAUUCCGGAGCACUUGAUUAUAAGGUUUUCUAUUUUUAUCAUAGCUAAAAUGGACAUUAAGGGUGUUAAAUCAAUUUUAUCAUCACAUGACCUGAGACAACUGUGAGAAAUUGUCCCUUCAGAUGGACUCGGCUGAUGAGGAUGACAUUUCCAACUCCAGGCUCUUGGAGAUUAUCAUGAACAAGUUUUGAUAACCUAAAGGCCAGAGCUUUUAUAACCCAGCAUACUAGGUUAAAACCAAAUAAGAAAAAUGGUUCUUGAAUUGCAUGUAGGUGGUUCUCAGUGAGCUGGUUCUAUAAAUGUACAGCCCCAAAGCUCCUGCCUUUAGGUUAUUAAACUUCAUCAAACUUAUUUUUGAUGGUCUCCAAGCUAAGAUAUUGGAGACACUCAAUAUCAAGUGAACCCAUCAGCAAGAAAGCUCCUUCAUCCUAGGUAUUUAUGGAGAUAAAAUUCUUGUUAAAUUUGAAAGGGAUGUUCACACCACCGUCUGCUAUGUCUGUGAAAAUGUCAUCAGUGAUGGCCUCAAAGGUAUAUCCCAAGUUUAACAAGUCUGAUAAUCUCUCUACUAUAAAGAUGCAAUUCUAUACAAAUUUACUUGUGAGUAGGUGCCAAUUAUCUCAGUUGAUGUGACCUGCUCCAGCUGUGUGAGAACAUCUCCAGGGUGACUUGCAGAAUAUCGUAUACAUACAGCUUCUACCUGCAAUAUACAGCUAACAGCUGGAACAUAAAUAUUUUUGCACUCUUCUGUGAUUGAGCUCUUAAACUGAUGAUUACUUUUUUUGUUAUCAAAA